Mercenaria mercenaria is the source of this 5638-nucleotide messenger RNA. RefSeq lists its product as uncharacterized. Gene Ontology annotation, molecular function: nucleic acid binding. Bases 689 to 1807 code for a protein of 372 amino acids. NCBI's taxonomy places the organism in Eukaryota, Metazoa, Mollusca, Bivalvia, Venerida, Veneridae. The transcript has 3 exons. The record is from RefSeq and is a predicted model, not a curated record.
CUGUCUUACGUCAGUAUUCUCCCACCAGCAUGACUAAUGCAUAUAACCUGGUGAAGGACAGGGGUGUCUCUGUAUACAUGGCUGCUAAAUUACAUGGUGUCCCAACUUCAACCUUGCGUGAUAGAGUUGACAAUAGAGUCUCUAUUGAAACUGUUAAGUCUGGACCAGAGCCAGUGUUAACCUUAGAGGAAGAAGCCAAACUUUGUGCUCAUCUGAAGGAGUUAGCAGAGGUAGGUUAUGGAUAUACCCGUGCUGAAACAAUAGCAUUAGCCUCUGACUAUGCAGUUGCACUUGGAAAAAGAAAUGUUGACAAUCCCUUCAGCAUGAAAUGGUUUUAUGGUUUCAUGAAGAGGUGGCCGGAGCUGAAUGUAGUUCGUCCGUCUAGUUUGUCAGAGCAACGUGCAAAGUGUGCCAGUGAUACAUGUAUUUACAAUUAUUUCUGUGAACUUAACAGAAUAGUCAGCAAGUAUGCCCUAAGUGAUAAACCACAGAAUAUCUAUAACAUUGACGAAAAGGGUAUCAAUACGGAAUUUAAACCACCUAAUGUAGUUGCAGGUAAAGCAUCCAAGCCACAAGCUAUCAUGGCUGAACGUUCAAAAACUGUGACUGUCAUUGGUGGAGGAAAUGCUUUGGGCCAGAGUAUUCCACCAUUUUUUGUCUUUCCAGGGAAAGACUUGUAGAUGGUCUUAUGGACGGUAAAACUCCAGGCGCUGAUGGUGUUAUGACCAAAACAGGCUGGUCAAAUACUGAUGUGUUUAGAAAAUAUCUUAAAGAUCACUUUGUUAAGUUUGUUCAGGGUAGAGAUAUGUCUGAUACUAUUCUUGUUCUUUAUGACGGUCACAGAAGCCAUCUGUCUGUUGAUCUGAUUGAAUGGGCCCAAGAUAAUAACAUUGUUCUGUUUGUUUUGCCACCACACACAUCCCAUGUCCUUCAGCCAAUGGAUAUUGGUUGUUUCGGACCUCUUCAACUGAAGUACAGUCAAGAGUGUACCACUUUUGCACGUCUUAACCACAGGGUCGUAACCAGGUAUGAUGUGUGUGGUCUUGCAUGCAAAGCCUAUGCAGCCGCUUUGAACCCCAUUAACCUACAGUCUGCAUUUAAAAAAGCAGGUAUCUUCCCCCUGUUGGAUGGUAAGACCAUGUGUGAGUCUCUGGGUACUAAAACAAAACCUUCAAUGCUUUAUAGUUGUACAGAAAAUGAUAAGGAUAUAGCUUUACCAAACAAUGAGCAUAAUGAAACUUCAGUUAAUGACACAAAUGGUGGUAAGGAUGAAGCCUUGCAGGUACCUGAACAGUUUUUUAGUAAACAUAAAGGUGUUGUAGUUCAGAAGGUAACUAAAAAAAGAAGAAAUGUUAACAAUAUUGUUGGUGGAAAGGCACUUGAAGGUGACACUGUUGAAAAACUAAUGAAGUACCACCAAGAAUCUGUAAAGCAAAAACCCCAUGAAUGUAAAUCUGUAAAAUCAAAACAAUCUGUAAAACAAAAGAAGGUUUCAAAAAAGUUGAGCAAACCUUUCACUGAUUUGUCACAGACUGCAUGCAAACCACUUCCAGGACCAUCACAUAUAAAUUUAGCCUGUGAUAGCAGUUCUGUUGCAAGUAACUCUCAGACUGACUCAUCUGAUGAAUCUGAGGUUUGCUGUGUAUGUAAACAUUUUUAUGUACCUCGUGAAUUAAGAGAUGGAACUCUGUGCAUUACCCAGUGGGCCCAGUGUGAUGUAUGUGAUCACUGGGUUCACUUGAAAUACUGUACUCCUGUGAGAGUUGUAAGGAAAAAUACUGAAUUCAAGUGUAAAUGUUGUUUGUAAAGUAUAUAAUAUGAAAUGUGUGCAUCAGAAAUAAAAUAUUAAUAGGUCAAACAUCACUAGGUUAAUUAUCGUAUUUUAAUCUGAAACAAAUUUGCAUUUCCAGUACUGUAUGGUAUAGCAUUUUACAGAUCUAUAAAUAGCUCGAGAACAGGUGACGCCAUUUUGGAAGCUGAUUGUAAACAUGCCUUUACAGUUCAUGUGUUCCUGGUCUGAAAUUCGAAUAAGGCAUGCUUUUUGUGGUCUAUAAUAAGAAAUCAGAUAUUAUAUGAUUGUCUGAACUAGAAGGUUUCCCUGCUGAAGAAGCUUUCUGGCAAUAGCAAUAUACAGUAGACUGAAGUCUUCAACAUGACUACCAGCUCUUGCAAAUCUGAUUAGCUGUGAAACAUAAAUCCCAUAAUAUAUGGCACGGAGAACACCUCCAUCAAGGGCUUCUUAUUUGAAUACAUCUCAACCACAGUACAGAUCAGUUGUUGUAGUUCUUAGAACCCGUACCGCUGAAUACAAGCUGGAGCCCAGUGACUUUCUACUAAUUAAAUAAUACCACAUAAAAUUAAUACGUGAUGUAUUACAUGACUGACUUGAAGCUGGACAAGCCGAAAGUCCAAAAUCAGUCCAACCAAAGAGGCGAGAGAGGGCAAGGUAAACAAUGUGUUAAAAUAAUUUGACUAGGUGUGCUGACUAGAAACCAUCAUUAUGGAGAACCAAAAUGAAGUAGCAAUAGUAGAAAGAUUAACAGACUAUGCGAUCAAUAAGUAACGUGUGCUUUGCGCACACUGGAAUAAAGAAUGCAUAUGCCUAUGUGAGAGGUGCACAAUAAUGAUACAUAAGAACGAAAUUCGUAAAUAUAGAUACAAGUGAGACAAGAAUACACAAGUGCUGACGAUGCUGUCCUGUGUGACCAUACCCCAAUGAUCACAGUUAACAAGCAAUGAACUUACAAUAAACGUCAUUGUACUCAGAUCGAAAUAAAUGGAUUGCAUAAGGUACAAGGUAAAACAAUGAUGUCACAUAAGAUGCAAGGUACACAGUAGCUAUACAACACAUGUGAUGUGACAAAGAUACUAUGUGAGCAAAAACUGAUAAUACUUUUUGGCAAAAAAAUUCAUCAGGGUACAUAUGCGAUCCGUAACAAAAAUCCGUACUAAAGUUUUCUGUCAGUACAACCCCAAUGUUCACUUGCACUGAACAACGUAAAACCUGUUCACAUGAACAACGAUAACGUAUGAUUGGUGAAAGUACAGUUUGUGUCGGCAGUAACAUGACAUGGCACAAAUUAAGUUUGAUAAACUGCAAACCAGAAAUCUGGGGUCAUAUACAAUUAAGAAAUUUAGUAAAAUUGUAUAUGUAUUAACUGACUACAUAAGACGGUCAAUAAUAAACAUAGGAACAUCUAAAAGUUUGCUGAUAUAAGCAUAUAUAUAUAGAGAUAAAACAAAAGAAUGCGGUGCUGACCAAAAUUUAAGUAAAUGUGACAACCUUUACAACUACCAGUGUUUAUAGUUACUUCGUGAACAGUGAUAAACAUACAAAAAGUAAAUCGUUAAAGAAAGACUUCGACUUUGCUGACGUACUUAUUCAAGCCAGUUGGCAAGAUCCCGCCCACUGGAGCAGUUCAGCAGACGUCGGAGGGCACCCACAGGAGAAAAUAUCUCACUAGAAAAUAGAAAUGGAAAAAUGUAGUUGCACUUUCAAAUCUAUAGAUUCGCUUACUGUGUACAUGCUUUAGAAAAUGUAAAUUAUCUCAGAUUCUAAUUCUGAUAAUGAUUAAGAAAUUCUCAAUUCUGAGGGCAGUUCCUACAAUUAAUCACCUUGCUCAUGAAAAUCAGCCUUUAGAAUUAGGAUUUUUCUUAACAUAAUUACUAGAUGGUCAAACAAGACAUUAAUUUGUUAAAAUAACACUUUGAAUAGACGACAACUACCGAUUCACUAAAAUUUGUUCAAACAUGUAAACAAAGGCACAACAUACAGAGAUGUUCAGCUCAUCUAAGGCAUUGAAAACGACAUCCUAUGUUAUUGGUCUUACCAAGUGGUAUAGUCAAUGUAAACAAUUACCACUCCUGCAUAAUGCUGGCCCAAAACUACUCUUUUCUUUUCAUUCAAGAUACGCCUUUGCUGACUCCUUAAAGCCAUCAUAUUAAGAAAAGGUUACUAGUUACUAGCAAUAUAAUACUGGCUCAAAACCCACUUCUCAAUUAUAAUAAAAAAGGGUCAUCUGGUGAAAGUUAAUACAAACUAAGCCAAAGUCGGCGUUGAAGUAUUUCAACACUUACAAACUAGCAUCUAAAGUUAUAUAUUAAUUGAUGAUGGAUACCGGUACUUACAUUCGAAGCUUGAUUAUCUCUUUUACCUUCAAGUUUGUUUCUUUUGAGAUGCAGUGCAUCUAACCCACUUCACCAAAUUUCAGUUAUGUCAAAACACAUUACUAGAAUUUGGUACAUAAGCCCAAUGUAAAUAUUUUUAAGGUGUAAGGGGAGUCCCUUUCACAAAAAAAAAACGUCGUCUGCAUCCUUCUGGAAAUGGUACCUUAACAAUCUCUUUAAGUCUUGUUGCAUUAUCCUGACUGCUUUUAACUUAGCCUGUGAUAUGCUACAUGUGAUAUCAGCAUUAUUUUCACAUCCCUUAAGAUGAUUCUACUGCUUCCUUAGAAUGCAGCCUAAAUUCUAAACUAAAGAAGAAAUUGCUACCCGAAUAAAGCAAUUAUUAAAAUAAUUUGAAGAUCAUAAUUAUACGCAUUUUUUAGUUUUUAAAAAAUGAAUAAAUAAAUAUCUAUAUACAUGUAUUUAAUUUUUUACUUUGACCGCCUUAGUAAAUGAUUGUUGCUUUUGUACAUUACUAAAUCAUUAAAUUAAACAUGCAAAAUUUAACAUAUAUUGCUUAUAUUUUUGUUUUGUUUUUGUUUGAAAGACAACAACUUCUCAUUCAGUUUGUCUCAUAUAGCUUAUAUAGGAUUUUGUUCGUUGGGUUUGAUAAUAAAUUGCAUCGGUUGAUCUGUGACCCUCAUGUUGAGGGCUGUUUGUACAUUGUGUUAAUGUAAUUACUAUCUUGUGCUGGUAUUUCUUAAAAACAUGCCAUCUUGGCUCCCCGGGUCAUUUGCAAUGACGCUUUUGGCUACCUUUAUAUGUUGGCCGCUGUCGCAGUGAGCCGCUGUCGCAUUGUCCUAUGAUGGGACAUUAUAUUGUUGUGGUACCUCUGCAGCCAUCUGCAAUGUCCAUUUAUGCACUAUGUGCUUUCGUAGUGGCUGGCCCAUAUUCAUAUAGAUUGCUCAAAAACUAAUAUAUCUGCCUCUACAAUUGGCAGCGAUUGUUAUUUCUUCCAUAUUGUAAUUCGUAUAUACAUGUACAUUGGUGUUGGCACUGAUUGUUAUUAAUACCGCACUGUACAUAGUACAUGUUGUCACACGCCAAGUGCCUGUGUAGCAGCAAGGGAACAGUAAGGAAACUUUCAAAACAAGAAAAUGCAUUUAGGUUGUUCAAUUUUAGGAAAAACUAUUAUCGAAGAACACAUUCGCCAUCAUCUGAAACUACAUUGGGCAGUAUUGUUACUUUAUUGAUCCUUUGUCAAAAGAGGUUGGGUAAAAGAUACAUUUCACAGGAAUAUAUUUUCACGCCUUUAAGAUGGAGUGUGUUCAAAGGUACUUAGGACUGAAAUUUGGAUUGAUGUGCUAUAAAUGUAAAUACAUUGCGUUUGGACAUACCAGGAUGUACAUUAUGAUGACUGAUACCUGACAUAUCGGGGUGUGUGUUAGGUAGCUAACAUAUAAGUUAUCUUAGCUUGUAUACUAGAUGUUAUUGUUGUUCCAACGUUUAGUCGUUACAUAAAAGUUUAAUUCAA